AUGAAUGGACUUAAAAAGAAUAGCGAAUACACUCCGCCAUUAUUCCUCGAUGUUGAGGACAAAACCGAGGAGGCGUUGACAAAGUUUCAAAACUUGCAGAUCUCAACUUAUCAGCUGAAGCUGAUUGCCGCACCAUCCAAUAAUAAGCGGCCCGAGUAUAUGACGUGUGAUUGUGAGGAGGAAUGGGAUGGGGAACGGGAAAUGAACUUGGCUUGUGGCGAAGAUUCCAACUGUAUAAAUAGACUCACAUCUGUUGAGUGUACUAAUCGACAUUGUUUGUGCGGAGAUGAUUGUCAAAACCAGCGGUUCCAAAAACGGCAAUAUGCUGAUGUAUCGGUAUUCCAAACUGAACUCAAGGGUUAUGGCUUGAAAGCAAAUAAGCCGAUAUCAGAAGGUCAGUUUAUAUACGAGUACAUUGGCGAAGUGAUUGAUGAAGAGACGUUUCGCCAGAAAAUGAUUGAAUAUGACAUGAAAAAGUAUAAGCAUUUUUACUUUAUGAUGUUGAAACCAGAUGCGUUUAUUGACGCCACUGAAAAAGGAUCACUUGCAAGAUUUGUUAAUCAUUCAUGUAACCCCAAUGCAUUUGUUGAUAAAUGGGUUGUUGGUGAUAAAUUGCGCAUGGGUAUAUUUGCCAAAAGACGCAUUGCCAAAGGAGAAGAAAUCACUUUUGAUUAUAAUGUAGAUAGAUACGGGGCACAAUCGCAACCGUGCUACUGUGGAGAGCCAAAUUGUAUUAAAUUUAUGGGUGGGAAGAAACAGACUGAUGCUGCGUUAUUGUUACCAGAAGGUAUUGCAGAAGCAUUGGGUGUUACCUCGAGAAUGGAGAAGGCGUGGUUGAAGGAAAACAAGCAUUUGCGAGGCGAGCAACAAGACGAUGAUUCAACGAUCAAUGAAAUGUUUGUGCAGAGUUUGGAGGUUGAACCUAUGCAAGAGUCUGAUGUAUCCAAAGUAAUGGCAGCUUUACUCAAGUCGCAACAAGAACUGAUCACCACAAAGUUGAUUUUGCGAAUGCACAUGACUGAUGAUACAGCCGUCAACUCCUUGAUGGUUAAAUUGCACGGGUACAAGACUAUGUCAGGGGUGCUUCAAGGCCUUGGAAAUGAAGAAUUGAUCAAGAUGAUUUUGGAAAUUUUGUCCAAAUGGCCAGCAAUCACAAAGAACAAGAUUUCUUCAUCGCAGAUUGAAGACGUUAUAAAGGAUAUUCAAACCAAAACAUCCAAUGAGGAGAUAAAACAGCUAGCUUCAGAUUUGUUGUCGCAAUGGUCAGUUUUGGAGAUUGCUUAUCGUAUCCCUAAAAACCAAUCUUCUGACCAAUCAUUAAUUGCUUCAUAUGGUAGGAAAUCCAGAUCACCGGAACGCGGCAGUGCAAAUGGCCCAAGUCCGGUUCAGGCGAAUGGGGUACAGCACUCGAUUAAUGCAAUUCAGCCGCAUUCAGCAACAUUACCAAAGACACCAGCAUCUGAUCCCAAUUAUGGUCUACCUGAAAAUUGGCAAGCGCAAUUCGAUCCGAGCACACAAAAUUAUUACUAUUACAACGUCCAUACGCGAGAAACCACAUGGGACAAGCCGGGAGUUUCGAUCCCUACACGGCCUAAACUUCCAACUGGACCAAGCAGCAUGGUCAAUCAACAAUUGUCUACACCAUAUCCUGGUCAGUAUCGUCAUAAUGAUCAGCCACAGCGGAACAAGAUUGAAGAGGAGAUUGCCAGGCGUGAGGAAGAGAAGGAGAGACGUGAGAGAGAGGCUAGGGCUCGUGAACAAUUAGAUACGGAGCGUAAAUUGAAGGAGUUGAUCGAGCAAGCACAAUCGGUAAAGCCAACUCCUGAACCGGAAAAGAAAAGCAAACAUAGACAUAAGCAUGAACAUAAGCAUAAACAAAAGCAUGGGCAUCGGAAGCUUGAGCAAAGAGAUGAUGAUGGUAAAAAUUCCAAAAUUGGAGACGUUGAGGCUCGCGUUGAGCCUAAGGAGUCGAGUGGUCAUCAACAUCAUAAGCACAGGAGUAAGGAGGGCAAAGAGAGCAGCAAAGAGAUUUCGAUUGAAGCUCGCUGGAAGCACGUUAUGGCCAAACAUGUGCCCAAUUUGCUCAAGUCGUAUGUUGCUGAAAUUGGCAAAGACAAUGUCAAGGGAUGUGCCAAAGAGAUUGUCAACAAGUUGGCAUCACGCGAAGCCAACAAGGGUGUGGCUCCUUCUUCAUCCAAGGACCUAGAUAAACACAAGUUGAAGAAGAUGAAGGAGUAUUCUGACACCUAUAUGGAGAAAUUUCUUGCCAAGUAUAGGAGUAAACAUCAUGGCAAGAGGAAAUUGGAUGAAAAUAAUAGUGGUGGUGAAGCCGCCAGUGUGACUUCUCGAGAGGGGGGUAAAGGUGUUGAUGCGGGCGAACAACUGGUUACUGAUGGUGAUGAAAGUAAAAGAAUCAAACUUGACCAGGCGGGGAAUGUAUAG
Molecule: messenger RNA, 2442 nt
Organism: Lodderomyces theae
Lineage: Eukaryota; Fungi; Ascomycota; Pichiomycetes; Serinales; Debaryomycetaceae
Gene: SET2
Product: histone methyltransferase
Exons: 1
Coding region: 1-2442 (813 amino acids)
Biological process (GO): regulation of DNA-templated transcription
Cellular component (GO): nucleus; chromosome; chromatin
Molecular function (GO): protein binding; histone H3K36 methyltransferase activity
Source: RefSeq, a predicted model, not a curated record